AUGACCACCUCUGAAACGCGUUGGGAAUCUAGACUCCCUUAUUUCGAAAACAAUGAGACAUGGAAAUUAAUAGAUUUUUUACAGUGGAGCAUAGCGUUUACAGAAGAUUUCGGUGAUAAACAAGACGAACACCUAUUAUAUAAGGUUUGCUUGGAGAAGCUUCGUCUAAAACCACAAUUACUUAAGUCUCGUGAUGGUGAACUUGUUCAACAGUUGGUCUCGUGUUGUAUGAAGUCAUUUGAGAUGGAUACGAAGUUGCCUGAAGUAAAGGGGUUCUGGGAAAGCAGUUCUACUGUUAUGAAAGUGUUAAAAAAAGCGUCAGUUAAAAAUUCGAAAAAUAUGAUCAAUCAAGUUUUAAAUUUACAUACGGAUUUUAGUGAAGCACUUCUUAACACUACUCGAGAAAUGGUAAAACCUGCUUUGAAACGGGGGUUGUCAUCUGAAAGCAGUUUAAGUGAGGAAGAAACAGUCACAGAUGCUGACAGCAAUUCGUUUUUAGUAUCUGAGCAUGAGAAGGAUUCGAACAAUGCAACUGCUAAUCAGGAAGAUGUGGAAGUAUUAACCGAAUGUAUAAAAUUACAAACUCAUAAGCGAGAAAAUGAAAUUGAUAUUGAAGGGGAUGUUUCAUGUAAAAGGCAAAAAAGCGAGACGAAUAGUCCUAAUGCAGAAAAUCCGCAACUAAGAAACAAUAGCGAAAAAUCUUUUUCCGAGUCUCUUUCCUCCUCUGAUGAUAAUAAAGAGCUUGAAGAAGAUGAAGAAAUUAAAUUUGAUCUAACAGACAUUUCGAUAGAAUUGCGACGUGAACAGAUAGUUAAAUGGGAAGUCGGUUGUAUUAAUAUAACCGAUAGAUUUCGGCAGUAUCAGAAAGAU
Acaulospora morrowiae is the source of this 870-nucleotide messenger RNA. The record is from the annotation of a GenBank genome assembly. NCBI's taxonomy places the organism in Eukaryota, Fungi, Glomeromycota, Glomeromycetes, Diversisporales, Acaulosporaceae.